AUGGGGGUGGGUGACGAUGUAGCCCCUCGCUUCACGCAGAAGCCAGCACUACGUCAAGAAGAUCGCGCCAAGCGCCUGGUCUUCCAGUGUUGUUCCUGGAGGCGUCGCCAAGCCGGAGAUAUCCUGUUCCGGGGCACCACGCCUCACCAGCUCGACCGUCUGCGCAUGCGUGUGGAUAGUGCAGGAGGAAAUGCGUAUGACGUCAUUAUGGAAACUGGGGUCACGCAAAACGACGCUGGAACUUACAAGGUCACGGCAAGAAUAGACCUCGGGGAGGUGUCCGCCUCCAUCAACCUGAACUUCAGCGCUGGCGGCCAGAAACAACAAGAUGGCAGCCCAAACUUCAUCCAGAAGCCGGUGAGCCAGGAGAGUGGCGGCCAGAAGCUGUUGUUCGAGUGUGUCCUCACGGCCGACCCCCCCCGCAUCACGUGGUUCCGCGACAACACCACCAUCCAGCCGGGAGGUCGAUACACCAUACGCACCGAGCCCCGGGACAAGAACACUUACUUCUUGGUGCUGGAGAUCAACGGCGUCAACGCCCAGGACGCCGGCAACUACAAGGUGACCGCCAAGAACGCGCUGGGCGAGAGCAACGCCACCAUCCGACUCAACUUCGACAGUGCCAAGAAACCUCAGCUGCCGGAGGGCAAGGCCCCCCACUUCACACAGAAGCCGACCAUCAAGCAGCAGCAGAACCUGCUGAUCAUGACCUGCCUGCUGGAGGCUAACCCCACCCCUCACAUCCGGUGGUUCCGCGACACCACGGAGGUGGGCGCCGGUGACCGCUACACCAUCAGCCUGCAGCGUGACCCCGCGGGUGCUGACCUCUACACGGCUAUCCUGCAGAUCAAGGAUCCCAAAGCUGAGGAUGGAGGCACUUACAAGUGUACGGCCGCCAACGACCUGGGCGAAUCCAAUGCAAACAUCACUCUCAACUUUCAAGGUGCGGAGAAGCCCAAGGCAGCAGGACUGCCGCCAACGUUCACAGAGAAGCCCAAGGUAUCCCAGGAUGCCAGCGGCAAGAACCUGGUGAUCACGUGUCAGUGCACGGCCAGUCCUAAGCCCUCCAUCAACUGGUUCAAGGGGACAGCACCGCUACAAGCCAGCCCCCGAGUUGUCCCCACACUGACAGACAACGGCAACAACAGCUUCACGCUGACACUGGAGGUCAAGAACUUCACCUUAGAGGACGGCGGUCAGUACAAGGUCACGGCCAAAAACGACGCCGGCGAAGGCAGCGCCAACAUCACCAUCAACCUUGAGCCCCCAAGGAAGCCCCUCCGCAGCUGCAGGGCAAGCCGUCCAUCCGUCUGGAGGACAACGGCCGCGUCAUCGUCAUCGAGCAGUGCGUGGCCGCCCCCACCGCCCCCACCGUGCAGUGGUUCCAGGGCAGUCAGCCCAUCGCACCUGGCGGCCGCUUCAUCGUCAAAACAGCGCCUGAAGGCGGCCUCUUCUACAUCUCGCUGCAGAUUCCUAACUUCACCGACAAUGACUUCGGGAACCCUACAAGCUUGUGAUGAAAAACAGCGCGGGGAGGCCUCGUCUACAGCAACCGUCAAUGUUGACGCCCUGAGACCCAAGCCCAAGGGGGAGCCCCCCAAGAUCACCCAGAAGCUGAAUCCUCAGAUUGUCAACGAUGGUGAUGCUGUGGAUUUCGUUGCCAAGGUGACAGGAACGGAACCACUGGAGACCACGUGGUAUAAAAACGGCAAGCCCCUGGCGGCGUCUGACAUCUACAGAGUGACCUAUGACAAGGGCACGUGCCGUCUCUACAUUCCAGAGGUGUUUCCAGAAGACUCAGGUAAUUACAGUGUAACAGUGAAGAACCAGUGGGGCGAUGCAUCCUCCAUGGCCAGCUUGCAGGUUAAAGAAGUCAAGGUGGAGCCCAAGCAGGAUGCCAAGCAAGAAGGAAAAGCACAGAUGGAGAUUUCUUUACAGUCCAAGAUGGAGAUCAAGGCAGCACGAAAAGCCAGCAUUGAUAAACUGGGCCAGGAGAAAAAAGAAAUUGUUGGUGAUGGGCCUUUCAUUGAUCCCAAACCCACUAAUCAAGUUGGUGUAGAAGGCCAAACACUCAGUGUGGAAAUCGGCAUCAACUUGAAUGGCAAACCCAAGCCAAAUGUGCGUUUCUACCGUGCGGGUCGUGAGCUGCGGGAGGACUCUCGCAUUACUAUAGUACCCACUCCAUCAGGAGGCGCCAUCCUGGAGAUCAAGAAAACAAGGAUACAGGAUGAAGCCAAGUACUCGGUGUCACUGGAUUUGAAUGGAGCCAUCACUGACACAGCCACCUUCAGUAUUUUCAUCAAAGAUCCAAAGGAUUCCAAUCUUGACUUCAGGUCUAUUCUCAAACACAGGGAGCAAAAGCAAAAGAAAGAAGAGGAAGAGGAUAUAGACUGGGGUUCUCUCAAACCAGAGACUGUUGACAAGAAGGGCAGACGACUCUCCCAGAUUGAACUGACAAAGAUGAGCCUGAAAAAGGUUGAGAAGGCAGAAGGCAGUGACUCAGAAGAAGAAAAAUCCGAGCGAAAGAGAGGGGAAUAUAAAGGUCGAGAGAGGUCAAGCCGGUCUGAGCUGGAGAUGUCAGCAGACUUGAGUUGUCAGACUUUCACACAGGAGAAGCAGAAGGACUCAAGUCGUCGACAGUCUCUGGAACCAGAAAUGCCGGUCAAGAAAGUCUCGGCUGAGAAGCUGGAAGCUAUGGAACAGCAGAGACGUUCAUCCAUGCAAACUCGCCGCGCUUCACUUGCUGAGGUCAUUCCAGACUGGCCCACUCUACAGCCUCGAAAAGUCAUUAAGGAGGAACCAGACAAGUUUAUCAAAGACCUUGAAGACCAGAAGUUGUUGGAGGGAGAUGAGUGUGAGUUUGAGGCUGAAUUCUGCAAACCCAAUGCUCGUGUGCGAUGGUUUAAAAACAAGUUGGAGAUCUUCCAUGGACACAAAUAUCAUUUCAUCAAUGAUGACACAACAUACAAGUUGGUCAUCUCAAAUGUCAAACCAGAAGAUGGGGGCAAGUUUACUGUGGAAUGCAAUGGCGUCAACUCUUCUGCCUGGCUAUAUAUAGAAGCCAAGGAGCCUGAGUACUACUUCACCCAGAAGCUUCCCCAGCAGUAUGAUGUUAAACGUAAAAAGACAGCAAGUCUGGAAUGCUUUGUGUCAGACCCACGAGCCUUUGUUAAGUGGUACAGGAUGGGAGAGCCCUUAGAGUACACUCCAGGCAAGUAUGAGAUCCAGCGGCGAGAAAACCGUUGUAUCUUGCGGGUCCUGGACGCGCAGCCUGAGGACGAGGCGGAGUACUCCUGCAAGUGUGGCAAUGCUGUCACCUCAGCAGAUCUCUAUGUCAAAGAACCUGAAUGGGAGUUUAUGAAGCUGUUGGAUGAUGUGGAGGCUGUAGAGCGGGAGAAGGCCAUCUUUGAAUGUGAUGUCUCAGAUCCCGAGGCUGAUGUCACAUGGUGGCGAGGAGAUAAGAUGGAAGAUGGCUCAAUACGCUGGGAGGAACUUAAGCCUGGUGGCAAGUAUGAGUUCAUAAAGGAGGGUCUGAAACGUCGCCUUCAGAUUAAAAACUGCAGCUCCAAGGAUGACGGAAAGUAUACCUGCAAGAUGCUUGAUCAGCAGACAACGGGGGAGCUCUACGUUGAGCCGGAUGUCAAAUUCAUCAAGAAGCUUACAGACAAAAAUUGUAAAGAGAAGGAAAGCGUUUCUUUGGAAGUCAAGGCCACUAACCCCCACAAGCAUCCUGUCAAGUGGCUGAAGGAUGGCCAGCCUAUUCCUGACAGUGCCCGAUUUGAGGUGUCCCAGAAGGGAGAGAUGUAUAAACUGGCCAUUAAGGACACAGACAUUGCUGAUGGCGGAGAGUACACUCUGCAGAUUGGAGAUCGUCACACUCAGUGCACUGUGAAAGUCCAGCCUUUGCCAAGGCCUCCAAGGAUAGAUGCAAACCAAGUUCCAAAGGAGAUCUUUGUCAAAGAAGGAGAGAAGAUAGAAUUGCGUAUCCCAUAUGACGGUGCUCCUAUUCCACGUGCUCAGUGGUCAAAGAAUGGUGAAGCGCUUAAUGAAGCUAACCUUGACACAGAGACAGUUCCCAGAUGUACGACACUGCGCAUUCCUGGUGCCAAAUGCAGUGACACUGGCCAGUAUGAACUCACCCUCAGUAACGAGGCUGGAACAGACAAGAUUCCUAUCAAAAUAACUGUUAUGGGACCACCUGGCCGCCCAGAGGGUCCACUUGAGGUGAUGGAUAUCUAUGCUGACCGCUGUGCUCUGAUGUGGGACAAGCCCAAAGAAGAUGGCGGUUCCCCCAUCACUCACUACAUUGUGGAGAAGUUAGACAUGGAGAAGGGUGAAUGGGAGAAAGUCUGUGACACUGAGGACAUGGAGAUUGAUGUCUCAGACCUCACACCGGGUCACAAGUACCAGUUCCGUGUCUCUGCUGUCAACUCUGAGGGCAUCAGUGAGCCCCUGGCAACAGACGGUGCAGUCUUGGCCAAAGACCCUUGGGAUCCUACAUCUCCACCAGGCAAGCCAGAGGUGAUAGAUUAUGACAAGGACUAUGUGGAAGUGCAGUUUGCUCCCCCAGAAAAAGAGAAUGGGGCACCAGUUCAGGGCUACGUAAUUGAAUAUCGUCAGAAGGGUGAUGAUGAGUGGAAAAAGGGGACUGAAACCAACAGCCCAGAGCCAAAGGGAACUGUGGAUGGUCUGGCAGAGAACAAGGAGUAUGAGUUCCGAGUUAUGGCCAAGAAUAAAGCAGGUCUCUCUGAACCCAGUUCCUGCUCUCAGCCUAUUCUCACUAAAGCAAGGAAAGUCAAACCACGUAUUAAUCAGCAGACACUUCCAACAAACAUCAAAAUCAAGGUUGGUCAACCCUUUAAACUGCCUGUAGAGUUCAUCGGGGAACCCAAUCCAACUGUUACUUGGAUGGCAAAGAAUCUGGCUGGCUCUGGAAACAAAGACCCAGACACGGGCAUAAAAGGAGAACAAACUGAGCUAAAACCAUCAGACACCAUUCAAAUUGUCAACGUUCCACAACUGUCCACAGUCGACUGUAAGAGUGGGUUGCGCAAAGACACAGGGGAAUACAUCAUAACAGUGACCAACAAGCAUGGCUCUGACACAGCCACUAUCAAUGUCGUUGUGUUGGGACCACCUAUGCGACCAGGAGGACCUCUUGAGGUGAAGGAUAUCACUAAGGACAGUAUGAACUUGAAGUGGAAUCCACCCCCAGAUGAUGGUGGCAAUGAUGUAACGGGCUACCGUGUGGAAAAGUUUGACACUGUUAAAGGCAAGUGGGAAAAGGUUGCUGAUGUGCAAGGUACCAAAUGCCCAGUGUCCAAGCUUACAGAAGGCCAUGAUUACAAAUUCCGAGUCAUCGCCCUAAACCGAAAUGGAGAGAGUGAACCACUUGAAACUGAGAGGGCAGUUACAGCUAAAAAACCAUAUGAUGAACCCCAUCCUCCUAGCCAACCAGAGGUGGUGGAUCGUGACCGUACAUUCAUUGCACUCAAGUGGGAGCCACCCAGCAAUGAUGGUGGGGCCCCUGUCACUCAUUAUGAUAUUGAGCGCAAGGAUCCAAAGACUAACCGCUGGUUUCAGCUAAACAAGACGCCCGUGCCUACACCAGAGUAUCGUGAUGAGAAGGUACAGGAGGGUAAAGAGUAUGAGUACCGUGUCAUUGCUAAUAAUGAAGCUGGACCUUCAGACCCAUCCAUCCCUACCAAACCUAUCCCUGCAAAACCAAUCAAAGAGGCACCUAAACUCAACCUAGAUAGUCUGUUUGGUGCAAAGGAGAUCCGUGUGCGGGCUGGUGAGCCAGUCAACAUCCAGCUUGGAAUCUCGGGUACACCAAACCCCACAGUUUCUUGGCAUAAAGAUGGAUUUCCUGUUGGCAACAGGGCUCAUACACAGAGCAAUGAUAAGGAGUCUAAGCUGAAUAUUGCCAGAGCAGAACGAGGUGACACAGGCAAGUACUCCAUCAAGGUGACCAACCCACACGGAGAGGAGACAGCAGACAUCAAUGUUAUUGUUCUAGACAAGCCUGCCCGUCCAGAAGGACCACUGGAAGCCACUGACAUUACAGCUGAUUCUGUUAAACUUAUUUGGGCGCCACCUAAAGACAACGGUGGAGCUGAAGUCACAAACUAUGUGAUCGAAAAGCAGGAGGAGGGAUCCAAUUUAUGGGAGAAGGUACCAGGCAUGGUGACAGACACCCAGCACACUGUUAAAGGCCUCAAAGAUGGCAAGACCUAUAAGUUCCGUGUCAAGGCAGAAAACAUCUACGGUGUUAGCGAGCCUUUGGAAGGUUCCAAAGUUCUAGCCAAAAAUCCUUUUGAUCCACCUGAUGCUCCACGUGAUCUUGAGAUUCCCAAAUAUGACCGAUUCUCUGCCACCCUGAAAUGGAAGGAACCCUUGUCUGAUGGUGGCAACAAGAUCAAAGGUUACAUUGUGGAGAAACGUGAGCGGGGCAAAGACUGGACUAAGGCAAGCACUUUCCCAGUACCUGAAACUAACUUCACAGUGCUCAAUCUCAAAGAGGGCAGCAUCGUGGAAUUCCGUGUUUGUGCUGUCAAUGAUGGAGGGCCUGGAGCUCCCUCAAAAGCCACUCCUCCCCACACAGUCAGGGACCAGAUCUUCCCUCCUGGAUCCCCAUCACAGCCAAAUGUGGACAAGAUCACCAAGAACUCAGUGGACCUGUCAUGGAACAAACCUGUCAGCGAAGGUGGUGCUAAGCCAACUGGCUACGUAGUUGAAAAGAAGAAGAAGGGAGAAGACUGGAUGGAAUGUGCCUCAGUGCCUGGCACUGCCACUGCUGCCACUGUCACUGGGUUGGUGGAGGGAGAAGAGUAUCAGUUCCGUGUCAGAGCAGAAAACCCUGCUGGCACAGGGGAGCCCAGUAAACCAACCAAUGCCAUUAUUGCUGCUGACCAGCCAGAAAAACCCAAACUGGACAUGUCCAAGGUAAAGGACAUCACUGUCAAGGCUGGUCAGGAGUUCCGUAUUGCUGUUCCUUUCACUGGUGUACCAAAGCCGACAGCCAAGUGGGAACUCAAUGGAAAUGAUAUAGAGGUUUCUCCUCGUGUCAACUCUAAACUUACAGAUGAGGCAGCCCUGCUUGCUGUAGCAAAGGCCAAGCGUGAGGACACAGGCAAGUACACCCUCACACUGAAGAAUCCCUCAGGUGUGGAGACAGGAACAGUCAACGUCAAUGUUCUUGACAAACCACAACCUCCCAGAGGCCCAAUGGAAGCCAGUGAAAUCAACGGUGACUCACUUACACUCACCUGGCAACCCCCUAAAGAUGAUGGAGGUGAGCCCAUUGCCAACUACAUUGUGGAGAAACGCAAAGCUGGUACCAACCGGUGGACCAAAGUCAGCAGUUUUGUACACACUCCAACAUGUCAGGUUCGUAAUCUGGAGCCUGGUACCAAGUAUGAUUUCCGUGUGAUGGCUGAAAACUCUCAAGGUGUUAGUGAGCCAUUGGAAACAACAGAGCCUGUCCUAGCCAAGCAUCCUUUUGAUGCCCCACGAGCACCCAGCAGCCCAAAAUGUCUCACAACAACAGAGGACAGCAUCACUUUAGAGUGGAGUCCACCCAAGAAGGAUGGAGGCAGUCCUAUCUUAGGCUAUGUGCUGGAGAAAAGGGAAAAGGGUGAACAGAAGUGGACCAAGGCCAAUGUGCAGGAGAUUCCAGACACAGAAUUCACUGUCAAAGGCUUACAAGCAGGCAGGGAAUAUGAAUUCCGUGUGGCUGCUGUUAACGCUGCAGGCAUUGGAGACUUCAGUGAUGAGAGUUCUGCAAUCAAAGCAGCCCCACCACCUGUGGCACCAAAAAUUAGCCGUGACCUUUUGGGAGCUGGUAAAGACAUCAAGGUUAAAGUUGGUGAUGAGUUCAAGAUAACAAUUCCAUUCACAGCAAAUCCCACACCAGCAGCUGCUUGGUCACAGGGUGGGCUGACUGUUCACCCAACAGAACGUGUCAAGCUGGACACCUUGCCUGAUAAAGCCGUGCUGACCUGCAAGCGUGCAGAGAAGACUGACACCGGGAAAUACAACCUGACCUUGACCAAUGACAAGGGCUCUGACAGUGCAGCUGUUAAUGUCAUUGUCUUUGAUACACCUAGCCGACCCGAAGGACCUCUUGAGGUGCUUGAUGUCACACCUGACUCCUGCAUACUCAAGUGGAGUCCACCAGUUGAGGAUGGAGGCAGUCCCAUUACCAACUAUGUGGUGGAGAAACAAGACCUCAGAACGGGAAAGUGGGAACCUGUCAGCAAGUUUGUGCGCAAUCCAACAUAUGAGGUUAUGGGACUGACAGAAGGUCAUGAGUACAACUUCCGGGUUAUGGCAGAAAAUCAGUUUGGAGUUAGUGAACCUCUUGAGACAGUCAUGUCAGUUGCAGCACAGUAUCCAUACACCAUUCCUGAUGCACCAGGAACACCAAAAGUUGACGACAUUGAUGAGUCAUCAGUUUCCCUGGUGUGGACCAAGCCUAAAAGUGAUGGAGGAAAAAAAAUCCAGGGCUAUGUAGUGGAGUACAAAGAAGUCAGUUCUAACCGCUGGAAGCCAUACAAUGAGACACCCAUAAAAGAGACCUUUGGUACCGUGGAUGGUCUAAAGAAGGAUACGGAGUAUGAAUUCCGUAUAAGAGCCAAGAACGUCGCAGGCUUGGGCAACCCAAGUGACAGCACUGAAGCUGUCCAUGUCAGGCCCAAAUACAGCAAACCUGGAAUACCUGGAGUGCCAGAAGCUGCACGCAUUGGCAAGACAUUUGUAGAACUGAAGUGGGAAAAACCUCGUAAUGAUGGAGGGAGUCGCAUCACUGGCUAUGUGAUUGAGAAAAGAGAGAAGGGGAUGACCGGAUGGACAAAGGCCAAUGAUUUCCCAGUGCCAGACAACACCUUCACUAUAAGCAACCUGGCAGAAAACUCAGAGUAUGAGUUUCGAAUUGCAGCCGUCAAUGCAGCAGGGGCUGGGGAGCCAAGUCUGGCUUGCGCACCAAUUAAGAUCAAGGAGAAAGUUGAUGGCCAUGCACCAGACUUUAUCAAAAAAGCACAUAAUGCCAAGGGACCUCUUGGUGGGGAUGUCUUUUUCAGCGUUGAAUACCAGGGGAAGCCUAAACCAACAGUUGUGUGGACAAAGAAUGGUAUAGAGGUGGGGAGUGGAGGUCGUACAAGGGUCAAAGAAGAUGAUGGCAGCAGUACUCUCUACAUCACUGACUUAUACGAAAAGGAUGCAGGCGAGAUCGUCUGUGAAAUUUUCAACGCAUUAGGCCGCGAGACCUGCAAAGCCAAUCUUGAAGUUCAAAUGCCACCAAAGGUGGAAAAAGACAUUCGUGACCAGAAAGUGGACAAGGGAGAUCAGUUUAAAAUAAAAAUCCCCUUCAGCGGCUCUGGACCUUUCGAAUUCAAAGUCAAACGCAAUGGCCGUGAGCUUUCUGAAGGAGAUCGUAUCAAAAUUUCGCCUUUCGAUGACUAUCUCACCCUUGUCAUCAAAGACACACAGCUAGAUGACAGCGGGAAGUAUGAAGUGGAGAUUAGUAAUGAGAGUGGGUCAGUGGUGGCUCCUUUCAAUCUCAAGGUUGUCAGUCCUCCUGGGGAGCCAACAGGACCUCUGAAUGUCUCAGACAUAACCAAACACACCUGUCGGUUGUCAUGGAAACCACCCAAAGUUGAUGGAGGGGCCCGGAUUACUGGCUAUCUGAUUGAGCGUCAAGAAGUGGGCAAGCCAUACUGGGUGACAGUAUCUUCACAGUGCAAGGACACAUCUAUAGAUGUACAGGGUCUGUAUGACAACCACCAAUAUCUCUUCCGUGUAGCAGCCAUAAAUGAGAAUGGCACAGGAGACUUCCUCGUUAAUGAGAGUCCUAUAAUAGCCAAGAUGCCCUUUGACACACCAGACUCACCAGGCAUUCCAGAGGUCACAGAGGUUGGUGGGGAUUUUGUAUCUUUGACCUGGGAAAAGCCAAGAUCGGAUGGUGGAGGCCGUAUCACAGGCUACUGGAUUGAGAAAAGGGAACACGGUACAGAUAACUGGUCACGUGUGAACAUAACACCAUGCAUCACCAACAUGAUCAACAUACCAAGCUUGAUUGAAGACCGACGCUAUGAGUUCCGUGUCUUUGCUGAGAAUGAAGCAGGCCUAAGCAAACCCUCCAUUGCCUCCAACAGUGUCAAGAUUAAAGAUCCUAAUGCUGCUGUCGUUCCUGAGUUUACCAGUGGACUGCGCAAGGUGGCUGCUGUCGAGGGCAAGACUGCACGAUUUGAGUGUGAAGUUAGUGGGCAGCCAAAACCAGAUAUUCAGUGGUACAAGGGCUCCCGGGAGAUCCAUGACGGCAACAAGUAUGAGAUUAUCUCAGAGGGUGACAGACAAAUUCUAGUGAUACACGAUGUGUAUGGUGAAGAUGCUGAUGAAUACUCUGUAAGAGCCAGCAACAAGGGAGGUAGUCGUGUCAGCCGGGCCGACCUUGAGAUCAGCUCUCCUCCUAAAAUCAAUGUUCCACCUCGUUUCCGUGAUGUGUGUACAUUUGAGAAAGGUGAGAAUGUAGCGAUCAAGAUCCCCUUUACUGGAAACCCCAAGCCCAGUGUCAAGUGGAUCCGGGAUGGCCAAGAGCUACAUGGAUCCCGAUACCACCAAGAAGUCACAGAACGACAUGCACUUCUGACCAUCAAGGAUGCUUCAAAAGAUGAUGAUGGUCCAUAUCGUCUGUCCCUGGAAAAUGAUUUGGGCACUGACUCUGCCGUGAUCAAGAUUCAAGUGAAUGAUCGCCCUGAUCCACCCCGCUUCCCUGUUAUUGAGAACAUUCGUGAUGAUUCUGUGGUGCUGUCAUGGAAACCACCACUCAAUGAUGGUGGCAGCUUUAUUACAGCCUAUGUAGUAGAGAAGAGAGAGAUCCCAUCCAACAACUGGUUUCGUGUGGCUUCCACAAGGUUUACUUUUCACAACAUCACUGGUCUCUCCUCCAACAAGGAGUAUUUGUUCCGAGUCAUAGCAGAGAACUUCUAUGGUCGUAGUGAUCCUUGUGAGACAACAGAGCCUAUUAAGACUGAAGACUCAGAGGAGGCUCGAAAGAAAAAACAGCUAGAGGAUGAGUUUGGAAGAAAAGUGCGAGGAAAAUAUGAUGGGCCCAAGAUUAAUGACUAUGACAAAUUCUUUGAUGACAUCUGGAAGAGGUUUGUACCUCAGCCUGUGGAGAUCAAACAAGGCAGUGUCUAUGACUAUUACGACAUCCUGGAAGAGCUGGGCAGUGGAGCAUUUGGUGUGGUGCACCGAUGUAUUGAAAAGGCAACAGGUAGAGUGUUUGUUGCCAAGUUCAUUAACACACCAUACCCGCUGGACAAGUACACGGUGAAGAACGAAAUCAACAUCAUGAACCAGCUUCACCAUCCUAAGCUCAUCAACCUUCAUGAUGCCUUUGAGGACAAAUAUGAGAUGGUACUCAUCCUAGAAUUCCUGUCGGGAGGGGAGCUGUUUGAUCGCAUUGCUGCAGAAGAUUAUAAGAUGUCAGAGGCAGAAGUUAUUAACUACAUGCGGCAGGCAUGUGAGGGUCUCAAGCACAUGCACGAAAACAGUAUUGUCCAUCUUGACAUCAAGCCUGAGAACAUCAUGUGUGAGACAAAGAAGUCGAACAAUGUCAAGAUUAUAGACUUUGGCUUGGCUACAAAGCUUAAUCCAGAUGAGAUUGUUAAAGUCACCACAGCAACUGCUGAAUUUGCUGCUCCUGAAAUAGUAGAGCGCGAGCCUGUGGGCUUCUACACAGAUAUGUGGGCAAUUGGUGUCCUGGCAUAUGUUCUACUCAGUGGGCUGUCACCUUUUGCUGGGGAGGAUGACUUGGAGACACUGCAGAAUGUCAAGCAGUGUGAUUGGGACUUUGAUGAAGAUGCAUUUGGUCACGUCUCUAAUGAAGCUAAGGACUUUAUCCGGCAGCUACUUCAGAAGCAGCCACAGAAACGCAUGACUGUUCAUGAGGCAUUGGAGCAUGCCUGGCUCAAGGGUGACCACAGUGAUCUCACAAACCGAAUACCAUCUAGCCGCUACAACAAGAUCAGGCAAAAGAUCAAAGACAGAUAUGCGGACUGGCCACAACCCAUGCCAGCCAUUGGGCGUAUUGCUAACUUUAGCUCUCUCAGGAAACACAGACCUAAAGAAUUUCACAUCUAUGACAGCUACUUUGAUCGACGAGAAGCAGUCCCAAGAUUUGUCCGUAAGCCUCGUAACCAGAUUGCUGCUGAAGGACAGACAGCUAAAUUUGACUGCAAGAUAGUUGCAGCUUCUGCUCCCAUUGUUACAUGGUACAAGGACGAAGGCUUAUUGACACAAAGCUACAAGCACAUGCAGAAGUAUAUGGGCAACGAAUAUGAACUGAAGAUCAGCCGCAUUAAGAUGGAUGACAAAGGAGAAUACAUUGUUAGAGCUGAAAACUCAUUUGGCAGGAAAGAAGAGCGUGCCACUCUCAAGGUCGAACCGGGACUGGAGACUCAGGCCAGGGCACCUAGCCGAGAGAGUACGCCUAGAAAGAAGCGAGUAUUUGAAGAUCUGCCAAUUGAAAAACCCAAAGAAGAUGAAGAGCCAAAUUUUGGAUUUGAACUCCGACCUCGUACUAUCCAGGCGGGAACCUACUUUAAACUCAUCUGCCACGUUCAAGCACAUCCAGUUCCCAAGGUAACAUGGUCUAAGGAUGGAAAGGACUUAUCAGAUGGUGAUCAUUAUAAUAUCACGUACUCACAUGGUAUCUGCACAUUGGAGGUGGCAGUGGCACGUCCUGAUGACACUGGUCGCUACACAUGCCGUGCUGUCAAUUCACUGGGUGAACAUGAAACAUCCUGCAAAGUUACUGUAGAAGAGCGUGCAGCUCUUAAGCCAAAAGAGAGUUCUCAGUCCACUUCCAAAGUUUCACGAAUGGCUCGACGCACAAAGUCAGGCACAGAAAUUGAAGAGUUCUCUAGCUAUGAGCAGUCCUCUUCCUCCAAGACCACACGGCGAACUGACCGAGAUGAGGAAACAUCUUUUUCUUCAUCGCGUUCAGAAAGGAAAACCAUGACUUCCAGUAGCUCUAGUAGUUCCAGACAAGAGGAGCGCAGUGAAGAAGAAGCUCCCAAGUUCAUACAGACCUUAUCACCAGUUGAAGUUACUGAAGGAGAUCCACUUAUCUUGUCCUGCAGCUUGACAGGCAAACCAGAACCCAAUGUUGAAUGGUUCUUCAAUGGCCAGCUCCUGUCUUCAGAUGAUGUGGUGACCAUUAGUUACCGCAAUGGCAAGUGUCAGUUGGAGAUAAAGGAAACUUUCAUCGAUGACGAGGGUGACUACAUCUGUAAAGCUUCCAACACUGCUGGUGUUGCAUCCACAAAGGCCAAUGUUGUUGUCAAAGCUGCCAAGAAACAGAUCGCUACCUCUGUGGAGAAAAAAGUAGAUGUGGAGGCUCCACGCUUCCUGGAGCAUCUGCAGGGCCAAAGUGUGUUUGAUGGUGACCAAGUCACACUGCAGUGUCGCAUUUCAGGUAAACCUGAGGUCACCUGGUCAUGCAAUGGGAGGGACAUUACGGACAGUGAUGAUUUCAAGUAUCAGAAUGCCGGGGACAUCUUCAAGCUAGUUAUAGGUGAAAUCUACCCUGAGGAUGGUGGUGUUUAUACCUGCACAGCAACCAACACUGCAGGCAUGGCCUCCAGCAGUGCCACUGUCUUUGUGGCUGUUCCUGAUGAGGAACCCACAGCACCUGUGUUUCAAGAAUUCCCAAGGUCACAGAAUGUAGAGGAGGGCAGCCCUGUCACCCUCUCUUGUACCCUCAAUUCUUCUGCGCCAGUCACAGUCACUUGGAGUAAAGAUGGCCGCCAGCUGGAGGACACUGGCCGAUUCAGCUUCCAUCAAGAUGGAAAUACAUUCACUCUCACCAUCCCUGCUGCUUUAGCCACAGACACUGGCAUCUAUUGCGUCACAGCUACAUCAGAACUUGGCUCAGCUUCUUGGUCGUCUUCUCUUGGGGUUGCCAUUGGGAGGCUAGUGGUGGGGAUGAGGCAAGACUACAGGAGCUUCUCAAAUCUGUAGAGUGAUGUCAAGGACAGACAAUUCCUCUUGUAAAUAUGGCUGCCAAUCUGUCUUCACUCCCUUUUGUGCCAGCUGUACCAUGUCAGCAUCAUAACAGCACAGACGUUGUACCAGGUGUUGUGCCCUUCACCCAGUGGUGACUAUGGCUUCUGUGCUUUAACAGGCCAUCAUGGCAAACUACCUACAGCAGCAUUUUCUCCACCACCCAUUGGUGAUCUCUUCAUGCAUUCUUAAAGCCUUAACUUACACCAAACACAGCCACCCUGGUAUGGUGGCUUCUAGCGUAGCUGCACUUUCGACACAGGCUUGGUGGAGUGAAAGAAACUGACAUGUGAUGUGUGCAGUCCCAUAACCAUGGUGACAAUAUGUAUAGUAUAUGUUCCCACAGGCAGAAUGGUGACAAUUUGUAUAGUAUCUGUUCCCACAGGCAGAAUGGUGACAUUUAGCUUUGUACCCACACUGCUCCUCCCUCCUACCUUCCCCAAUAGUCCAGGGACUGUUGAUGUGCUUGUCACCAGUUUGUGCCUGAUCACAGUCCAGUUAGUCUGCCAUACAACAGCUGCUGCCCUUGUAGAUGCCUGCUUCAGGUGUAGACCCAAGUGAAAUCCGUUUGUGAGUUAUUCAUGGUUGCAAUGCCAGUCUCAUCCUGCCUGACAGCUCUGGCUGCCCUGUCUGUAGCAAAGUGUUUUAAGCAUAGUUUAGUUUCUGUGCCAGUACUUAAUAACUGUGUCAUCUUGCUCCACCCCAUCCUUGUACCUGAAGCAACAUGCUGUCUGUGGUGAAUUGACUGGGUCAGUGGUGUGGGUCUGGUAUGUUUGUACAAUUCCUUAUCUUUCUUUAUUGCUCAUAACCUACACAAGAUGUAAGACUUCCUCUAGCACCUCUAGCCUUAAGCUUGCCACCCAUCCCCUACCCAUGGUACUAAAAGUUUUCAUAAGAUUCAUGCUAAUCUGCGGAUGAUGGAGAAAAUAAAGUAUCUAAAAAUCAC
Molecule: messenger RNA, 15013 nt
Organism: Pomacea canaliculata
Lineage: Eukaryota; Metazoa; Mollusca; Gastropoda; Architaenioglossa; Ampullariidae
Product: twitchin-like
Biological process (GO): protein phosphorylation
Molecular function (GO): ATP binding; protein kinase activity; protein binding
Source: RefSeq, a predicted model, not a curated record